UUCUCUGCAGAACAUUUACUCCCAACUUUUUUUUUUUUUUGGCUGAAGGAACGACGUUUUGGGCCCUUAACUACAAGACGAAAACUCUAGUCAAUAUUGGUUCAAGUCGUCACAUCAAGUCUGUCCUUGACUAACUACUUCAUUAUGGCCGUCAUAAGGAUUCUAAAUAGAAGAUUAACUUUUCCAAUAGCUCUGGUUUUCAACAUCUGCUUUAGUGGUAUGAUUGCCAGUUUGCAAUCCAAGACGAUAUACGAUGAUGAUGAGGACCGUCUCCUGAAAAGAGUAUUUCAGCGGUAUAACCCUGAACUACGGCCUGUCAUCGAUAAAAGAGACAAGAUAAUGGUCACGUUUGGAAUCUCCUUGCAUCAGAUAAUAGAUAUGCACGAAAAGAAUCAAAUACUCAAAACAAGUCUAUGGGUUCGACAAAAAUGGCACAACCCUUUUCUCUCGUGGAACUCCUCAGAGUUCGGUGGAAUACAAGAAAUAAAUGUGGACCAGUCAAAAGUCUGGAAGCCUGACAUCUACUUAUAUAACAAUGCCGACGAAAGAGUUGAUGGAGCUCUUGAUCGGUUCAAGACCAAGAUAGUGGUCAGCUCGAAUGGCCUAUGUAAAUGGCUGGCUCCAAUUAUCAUAUCAAGUUCGUGUAAGAUUGACGUGAAAUAUUUUCCAUUUGACAAACAGGCUUGCAUACUUAAGUUUGGUUCCUGGACAUACGAUGGUUUCAAACUCGAUAUAAUCCAGGAAGGUCCAUUUGCAGACACCAAGAAGUUCGUUAAGAACGGAGAAUGGGACUUAGUUGACUUUCCCGCGAAAAGAAACGAGUUGUACUACGUCUGCUGCAAGGAGCCGUACCCUGAUGUCACCUAUACCCUCAACAUCAGAAGAAAACCCACUUAUUAUUACAUCAACAUUAUCAUACCAUGUUUGGUCAUAACAGCACUCACGUUAUUAUCGUUUUAUCUUCCACCCGACUCGGGAGAAAGAAUCACAUUAGUCAUCACGAACUUGUUGGCAUUGACUGUGUUUAUGCUACUCGUAGCAGAGAUUAUGCCUUCUACCUCCGAAGUGGUGCCCCUUAUAAGUAUAUACUACACAUGUACCAUCAUGGAGGUUGGCACUGCCCUAGUAGCAACGUGUAUCGUGCUGAAGUUUUAUUUCCACAACCCGGCAGUGUCGGACAUGCCAGGAUGGGUUCGUCUUGUGGUUCUGACAUGGCUGGCAAGAUUAUUAAAAUACGACUUGAAGAAGAAGAAAGAUUCCCUCAGUAGACAAAGCUUCUUUGUAGAAAUAGCUGAUAAUUAUAAGGAACCUCUUCUAGAAGUAGCAGAUCACGACAUUUUUCAUCGCAAAGUGGAAAACCUGAACAGAGAAUCCACCAAUCCGGUUCAUUUAACGCCUGGCAUAUCAAGUGUACACCUUUCCCCCAACGGAAACCUAAGAAGAAACAGUCGAAAUGGCUCCAUCCAUACAAUUCCCGAGAAGCACCGCGAGUCAUUUCUGAGCAUGCGCAAGAAUAACAUUGAUCAUCAUUUCUCAGGAAUAAAUGAGAACUACCGCUGUUCUUGUUGUCACAUGGCGCAAACGAUCGACGAUCACGUGAUCAAACUAAUCGAUUCUCAAUCGUCGUUGUUAUCGAGCGUCAAUAAUCUGCUGAAACAAACCAAUGCUAAAGAAAUGCUAAACGAAAGUAAAUUGGAAUGGAUACUCGCGGCAAAUAUUGUCGAUCAAACUUGCUUUGUUAUUUUUCUUGUGCUGCUGUUUUCAUCGACAGUGAUUAUAUUUACCCAAGCAUACUAGAGCCUAGUCUCCUUUUUAGGCGGGAUUUUGAGGACGGUCCCCAAGAACGCCUGCAAAGGAGACUAACUAGAAGCAUUAUCUUAACACUGUAAAUUCUCGCUUUCUGGUUGGUCGAGAGCCGUGGUAAAUAAGAAGACAUACUAACAUUUUUUGUUUGUUUUGUAAUUAAAAACAAAUUAUCCGCUGCGCCUCGUGAGUACAUAACAUUUUGACCAACUGUCAUAUCGUGUCAAAUAAGAGAAAAUACGACGCAACAUGAAUGGCCUGCAUGGAAUAGACCUUCUCGAAUCAGCCAAAUACCGCUGUGGUUUUUGAAUACAUUCUUAUUUAUACAGGGUUAGGCUCGGGUAACUUCACAUGAGCCGAACCUUAGAGCAAAUUUUGUAUGACAGUCAAAAGUUCACGGCACGAACACGGUCAUUACACGGCAAGCGAUACGCCAGACCAAUUACAUUGCACGA
Actinia tenebrosa (Australian red waratah sea anemone) is the source of this 2258-nucleotide messenger RNA. RefSeq names its product neuronal acetylcholine receptor subunit alpha-7. Gene Ontology annotation, molecular function: transmembrane signaling receptor activity; acetylcholine-gated monoatomic cation-selective channel activity. Gene Ontology annotation, biological process: monoatomic ion transmembrane transport. NCBI's taxonomy places the organism in Eukaryota, Metazoa, Cnidaria, Anthozoa, Actiniaria, Actiniidae. The record is from RefSeq and is a predicted model, not a curated record. Gene Ontology annotation, cellular component: postsynaptic membrane.